AUGAGCGGUAAGACGAGUAACGAAAAACCACAUUCAGCCAACGAGACGGCCGAGUUCCAAAAUGAUGCGCUCGCGCAGCAGUAUGGUGGUGGACAUGUCGGCGGCUGGGUUGGUCGUUUACCUUCAUCGUGGGUUCCUUACGUCCAGCUGGCACGAUUGAGUCCUCCCGCCGCCCUGUUCCUCAUAUACUUCCCACACUUUUUCGGCAUUAUACUUGCCGCCAUUAUCCAGCGAUCGCCUAUCUCCCAGGUGCUCCGAGCGAGCUCAAUCAUGCUUGGCGGUAGCUUCUUUUUCUCGAACGCGGCCCAUGGCUGGAACGACCUCAUCGAUGCGCCCGUCGACAAGUCGAUACCUCGUACGAGCAAGCGUCCUAUCCCUCGAGGUGCUAUCACACCUCGUUCCGCUUUCGUUUUUACUGCGACACAAGCCAUCGGCGCUGCCUCGUUUCUACUCCUUAUGCCUCCCGGAAGCGCGAUCUACGCCAUCCCGAAUAUUGUCGGUACGUUCUACUACCCCUGGGCCAAACGGCACACCAACUUUGCGCAAUUGGUACUCGGCUUUUGUUUGGCCUGGGGUAUCAUGAUGGGAUCAUGCGCAAUGGGUCUCGAGCCAUUUAUGGGAGGACCUUUUGGGAGCGGAAACGGAUGGAAGCAGUUCUUCUGGAUAGAACCGUCAACCACGUGCCUCUUCCUCGCAAGCAUCCUGUGGACAAUUAUUUAUGAUUCGAUCUAUGCGCAUCAAGAUGUCAAGGAUGACAUCAAGAUGGGUUUGAAGAGCAUUGCUGUUCUGCUUAAGGAUCGGACGAAACCGUUGCUAUGGCUGCUCCUUAGCUGCAUGAUCACACUGUUAUAUACGUGCGGAAGUCUCCUAAGCAUGGGAGUCGCAUUCCACGUAAUCGCUGGUGGCGGCUCCUUGCUUUCUUUAGGUGCUAUGAUCGCUAACGUUGAGUUGAAGGACUCAGCAAGCUGUUGGUGGUGGUUCAGAUAUGGGUUCUGGCUGGCAGGCGGAGCUAUCGCGGGAGGACUUCUCUCGGAAUAUGUUGCGAUUAGACCAGAAUUAUGA
Messenger RNA from Daldinia loculata, 1062 nucleotides. Its product is annotated as UbiA prenyltransferase. The transcript has a single exon. Lineage: Eukaryota; Fungi; Ascomycota; Sordariomycetes; Xylariales; Hypoxylaceae. Gene Ontology annotation, cellular component: mitochondrial inner membrane. Gene Ontology annotation, molecular function: 4-hydroxybenzoate polyprenyltransferase activity. Gene Ontology annotation, biological process: ubiquinone biosynthetic process. The record is from RefSeq and is a predicted model, not a curated record. The coding region runs from base 1 to 1062 and encodes 353 amino acids.